This is a messenger RNA of Lasiodiplodia theobromae, 390 nucleotides long. RefSeq lists its product as uncharacterized. The coding region runs from base 1 to 390 and encodes 129 amino acids. Lineage: Eukaryota; Fungi; Ascomycota; Dothideomycetes; Botryosphaeriales; Botryosphaeriaceae. The record is from RefSeq and is a predicted model, not a curated record. The transcript has a single exon.
AUGAAGCAGCUGGGUGGCGAUGCACCUGGUACUGCUCGUCCUGUCCGAUGCACUAAGACGUUCGUUCACGACGGUCUUAUUCGCGCUCUACGCUCUUGCCACAGUAUCGUCAAGCAAUCGUUCGAUUGUGACAACUCCAACUACCACUAUGGCCAUGACUUGGUCGAGACUCGCACCGCGAUCCAGCAGCAGUUCCUGGCCAACCGGCGCUUUAACAUCAACAGGGAGAACCUCCGCCCUACCCCCGGAAGAGACAGGAGAGGAGGAUUGAGCAAGAAGGAGAAGAAGGCGCGUGGUGAACAGGGUGAAGUCAUGCAGAACCCAAGUCCUGCUAUCGAGGCUAUCAAGAAGGACAUGUUGGCCAAGACUGUCACUGCGAACGAGGAGUAG